CCGCAUCUUCGGCACCGGCGUGCGUCGUCAAAGUGGCGGUUUUCAGCAGCGGGCGUUUGUUUGGCGGUUGUGGCUGGCGUCUAGCUAUGGGGAGCACGGGGUUCUUGGAUAUGGACGUUUGCGGGCGCGGGCAGGGUCUUCGGAAUGACGAAAUUGAGGCGGUGGCAAUGGCCAUGACUGCCGUCGUCGUGAACACGAUGCGCGGAGUGUACCCAGACGCGAUAAAGUGGCCAGUGGGCCGUAGACGUGCGCAGAUUCUGCGGGCUUUCCGUGACAAGGGUUUCCCCAACUGCUUCGGCGCAAUCGACUGCACACACAUCUUCAUUGACAAGCCCGCCGGCGCACCAUCUGCCAACUACUACGACCGCAAACAAAAGUUUUCCGUGCAGACGCAGGUGGUAGUAAAUUUCGAUCUGCGGAUCAUGGAGGUCCACAUUGGAUACCCGGGAAGCGUGCACGACGUCCGUGUCUUGCACAAUUCCCAACUAUGGAGGCGUGCACAAGCUGGCAAGCUGUUCGACGCACCUCCGGUGAGUCUGCUGCACGGAGUCGUCACGCGAGGUUACCUGCUAGGCGACAACGGUUAUUCUGUUGUCUGCCCCUGGAUCAUGCAGCCGUACGGAGGAAUCGACCAAGGUCCUGACGAGGAGCGGUUUGGCAUGUGGGAGAAGGUGGCGCGGGGGUGUGUGGAGAGAGCUUUCGGGCGGCUGAAGUGCAUGUGGCGUCUUUUCUUGCGCACCCACAGGACGAACCUGGAUACCUUGCCGCAACAAUUCUUGGCAGUGUGCACUCUGCACAACAUCCUCCUAGACGUCGGGAUCGACUUCGAUGAAAACCUGUUGUGGGAGGUGGAUGAGAAUGGUGUGCGCCGGAGAGUGGAUUUGGGCAUUGUGGGGAACGGCGCGGGCAGGCGGCAACGUUGCACGAAUGUCGACGGGGACUUGUUGCGUGACGCUCUUCGAGACCGGCUAUCUUUGAUGUAGGAGCACUUAGACGCGUAGUGGGGGUUUGGUGCGUGUGUGUGUAGGGUGUGUGUGUGCCGGGGGUGUCGGGAUUGCGGACGUGGGUCGGUGCGAUCAGUAGGAGGGUUCAUAUUUUGACGUGGCCCGUGGCCCGCUGUCGCCGUCCGCGAAGUAG
Messenger RNA from Chara braunii, 1137 nucleotides. The record is from the annotation of a GenBank genome assembly. NCBI's taxonomy places the organism in Eukaryota, Viridiplantae, Streptophyta, Charophyceae, Charales, Characeae.